Messenger RNA from Colletotrichum spaethianum, 1845 nucleotides. RefSeq names its product protein FMP25, mitochondrial. NCBI's taxonomy places the organism in Eukaryota, Fungi, Ascomycota, Sordariomycetes, Glomerellales, Glomerellaceae. Gene Ontology annotation, cellular component: mitochondrial inner membrane. The record is from RefSeq and is a predicted model, not a curated record. The coding region runs from base 1 to 1845 and encodes 614 amino acids. The transcript has a single exon. Gene Ontology annotation, biological process: mitochondrial respiratory chain complex III assembly.
AUGAAGGCUUGCAGAACAGCUACGCGCAACGCUGGCGCGUCUCUUACAGCUCAGAGAUGCGCCGCCGUGGUCCGCCGCCAUGCCAGCUCCGGCCCCCGCCGACCCGGUGAGAAGUCGGGCUUGGGGAAGGCCACCGCCUUGCUUCUCACGGCAGGAACCGCGGGUGGUCUGUACUACGCCGACGAUUACUUCAACGGGCCUCUCAAGCAGUUCUUCAGCCCCGAGGCCGAGAAGGAAGCUGAGCCCCGCAAGACAAAGUACCAAAAGGCCGAAAUCGAGUUCGAAAAGGCAAGAAAGGAGGCACUGUCAAAGGAGGAGAACCGCGACCUCAUUAGCUCUCAGCAUCUUCAGGUCAAACAAAGCUGGGAGAACCCCGGCGUCUACGCUUGGGGCUCCAACGUGGGCAAGGUGAUCGACCCGCAAUCCAAGGAGACCGUCGUCAAGCUGCCGAGGAGGAUCAAGUAUUUCGAUGGGAAGCUUUUGCGGGACAUCAAGUUGUGCCAGGACUUUGGCGCUGCCGUCACGGAGAAGGGCGAUCUCGUGCAAUGGGGCCUGGGUUUCUCAAACACCGACCCAUCGCCUGUUGAGACGCUCAAGGGCAAGGACAUUUCCAAGAUUGCCAUCUCCAACGACCGGAUCAUUGCACUCUCGUCCAGCGGAUCGGUAUACUCGGUCCCGGCGUCACGCAGCGGCCUGGUGUCCGGCUCGCAGUCGCUACAACAACCGCAGCAGUCGUCGUCGUCGUCGUCCUGGAUCCCCUUUUGGAGCUCGGGCGGAUCAGAGUCGGUCAAGUUCAGAGACCUGACGCCCAAGAACCUGGCCUGGGGUGAGAAGGUCACGGACAUCAGCAGCGGCCUGCAGCACAGUCUGCUGCUGACCUCAAAGGGACGCGUCUUCUCCGCCGCCGCCAGCACGGCCGAGUUCCCUUCCAAGGGCCAGAUGGGCGUCCCGGGUCUGAGCUGGACCUCGCGUCCGGCAGGGCCUUACGACCAGCCUCACGAGAUCACCGGUCUCUCGGGCUUCAACGUUGCCAAGAUCGCCGCCGGCGACUUCCACUCUGUUGCCCUGACCAAGGACGGCAAGCUCUUCACCUUUGGCGACAACACGUACGGGCAACUCGGACUGCCGGCCGAGUUGACAUACCAAACGGUUGACGCGCCGUCUCUUCUGAACACGGCCAAGCUCUACGCCAACACCGGACUCAUCCCGAAGAUCACGUCCAUCGCGGCCGGAGGAAACAACACCUUCUUCACCGUGGACGCCACGGAAAGCGGUAGCGAAACCGUCAGCGGAGACGUCGCGCCGGCGCGGCGCAUGCCAAAGGUCACGGCGGACUUCUGGGCGUGCGGGCAGGGCGUCUAUGGCGCGCUCGGCACGGGCAAGUGGACGCACGUCACGCCGGGGCCGGCCAAGGUCAAGGCGCUCUCGUCGCUCUUCGAGUUCGACGAGAAGAACAACAGGAUGACGCCGAUCCGGCUGUCCAACGUCACGGUGGGCAGCACGCACGCGUCGGCGACGAUGGACAACGUCACGCGGACGGGCGCGACGACGCGCAGCUCCGACAACGACACCAACUGGGGCGCCGACGUGCUCUUCUGGGGUGGCAACGAACACUACCAGCUCGGCACGGGCAAGCGCAGCAACCUGAACACGCCGACGUACAUUGGCGCGCUGGACGGCGGCGCGGGCGACGCGCUCAUGGGCCGCGCGGGCGAGGUGCACCGGUUCCAGCUCACGCCUCGGCAAACCGUCCGGCUCGGCAAGGACGGCAAGGGCAGGAAGGUGACGUUGGAGCAGAGGGUAGAGUGCGGGCGGUUCGUGACGGCCGCCUACUCGGCGGUCUAG